Trypanosoma theileri is the source of this 1026-nucleotide messenger RNA. RefSeq lists its product as uncharacterized. The transcript has a single exon. Bases 1 to 1026 code for a protein of 341 amino acids. Gene Ontology annotation, molecular function: protein binding. The record is from RefSeq and is a predicted model, not a curated record. Lineage: Eukaryota; Euglenozoa; Kinetoplastea; Trypanosomatida; Trypanosomatidae.
AUGGCAUCACUUAACACGGAACUUGCUCUUGUGAAGCGGUUUCACAUGUUGAGCAAAAACUAUGAUAACCGCCCGGUAAUUGCACGUCGCAAUACUCUACCAUCACUGGUUCGUUUUGUGGGCAGCAAAGAUAGAGAAACAAGGCAGUAUGCUCUUGCGGCACUGCACUUGCUGGCACAACACCCAGAGAAUGUAGAAUUACUAGCCGAGCAGAAUGGACUUGUUAAAGAAGUUUUUAAAGUGUACAAGGACACUGAAUACGAUGACCCCGAACUUCAUGACUUGUCGAAUGAACUUCUUAACUGUUUAGAACCCGUUUUAUUAGGUCGAGAUCCUAGAAAAGAGACUACAUCUACUGCAGUGGUGGGUAGUAGUGGCAGUGGAGGUGGAGGAGGUGGUGGUGAUGGUAGUAGUCUUAACGAGAGUACUAUGAAUGACAGCUUCACAAUGGCGAGACGGGCUCGUGCGGCCCGUGUUCUUCGCGGUGUUGGUUCUGAUGUUAUUCACACCGUUAUUCUCGAUAUUCCUGCCUUGGAUCCACAAAGCGGGGAUGAUCUCGCAACCAUUGAAGAUAUUUUUCAAACCACACGUGGUGUGGUAUCGUACUCUGUUUUUCUUGAAAACCGUCAAGCACGACUAUUUAUAACUUGUGAUACCCGAGCAGUACAGCAAGUACUCUCAGACGCGGGUUUCGAAUCUAUUGUGGUGCGUGAUGAAGUGGUUGGUCAAGACGUCUUUGGUGGAGAUACCAGUUCCCUCAACGCCAAUAAUAACAACAGUAAUAAUAAUAAUACACGUAGUUAUUACGAUAGUGGACCACAGAAGCGACAACCAACAUACUUUGAAAGUCUUACCAAUAGUAUUUACCAAACCGCAUUGGUGUUGCGGGGUGGUGGUGGUGGUGGUGUUGGUAGUAACAGUGGAAAUGACACAUUGUCAGCACGUGUACAGCAGCAGCGGGCUCGUGAGCAACAGGGGAACUCCACUUUAAGUCAAGUGACAAAAGUACUGGCAAAGUGGUGGUGA